GUUUGAAUUGUCUAACAAUUUUUCAUUGGAAAGGUAGAUAAAGCGUUGUUAUUUAAAACAAACACUUUUGCAUGGGAAACCCAGAAUCCUACUAAUUGCUACACGUACUUAAUUACAUCACUUUUGUUUGGAGCCGACUUCGCCGAAUGCAAUUAACUUUCAACCGAUGCAAAACAUGCCUACACGGGCACGUGAGAUAAUCGAACACCCUCAUUUUGGUAGUAGAGUAUGCCCAGCGUGGCUACUCUCAUUGGCUGUUGGUCCCGCCUCAUUUUCGGUUUUCUGGAUGUUCAUUGCUCAAACCAGACAGCCAUCGUGUUUACUGCCGACGUCAUCUAGGCGCUGGAACUCGGUAAUGAUGUUGUGGUUAUCCAUGCCUCUCAUUCAGUGCUUGUGUCUGAAGAUAUCCUUUUGACCAGUCUGCCUCGCAUGGAGUUGCGCGCUGACGGCAACCGUGGAGAUGUCGGAGAUUAAAGGUAAAGAUGAGGAGCCUUUGGAAGGCGACGGUGACUACGAAAGUUUACCACCUCAUGCCUCAUUGACAAUCCACAUGACAGCAGGAGCAGUGGCUGGAAUCCUGGAGCACACGGUGAUGUACCCCGUGGACUCUGUCAAGACCAGGAUGCAGAGUUUGCAGCCAGACCCGAAGGCUCAGUACAGCAGCGUAUACGAGGCCCUGAGAAGGAUCAUCCAAACGGAGGGUCUCCUCAGACCCUUGAGGGGCCUCAACAUCACCAUGCUGGGGGCUGGCCCUGCCCACGCCCUCUACUUUGCCUGCUACGAACGGGUCAAGUGCACACUCAGCGAAGUAAUUCAGAAUGGAGGAAACAGCCACAUAGCCAAUGGACUGGCAGGCUGUGUGGCCACUGUGCUGCAUGACGCAGUCAUGAACCCAGCUGAAGUGGUGAAACAGCGGAUGCAGAUGUACAACUCUCCCUACCGGAACCUGUUGGACUGUGUUCGGACUAUACGACAUACUGAGGGGCUCGCAGCCUUCUACCGCAGCUACAGCACACAGCUGGCCAUGAACAUUCCCUUCCAGGCUGUCCACUUUAUGACCUAUGAACUGAUGCAGGAGCGGCUCAACCCCCACAGACAGUACCACCCCGGCAGCCACAUACUGUCUGGGGCUGCGGCGGGGGCCGUGUCUGCAGCGAUAACCACCCCGCUGGAUGUGUGUAAGACCCUGCUCAACACACAGGAGAACGUAGCGCUCAGCUCCAUGCACAUCAGUGGUCAUCUCACAGGCAUGGCUAAUGCCUUCAGGACAGUGUAUCGCUUUGGCGGCAUGGCUGCCUUCUUCAAAGGGAUCCAGGCCCGGGUCAUAUACCAGAUGCCCUCCACUGCAAUUGCCUGGUCAGUCUAUGAGUUCUUUAAGUACUUCCUGACCAAGCAGCAGAUAGAGGGAGAGGCUGGGACAGCAGGCCCAGUCUGAGGAAGGGCUGUGGACAGGGCUGACUAUCCACCACACGUAUUCUGGAAGCUCCUGGCUCUCCAAUAGAAUCCAUGCCAAAAGUCUCAUUGUGUACGCAAUGUCGUGUUCAUAAUUUAUAUCUGUGUGCUGUUGUGUAAUAAUCUGUGUUUUCUCGAAGGGAAGUCACUGCAAUGGAGGAAGUUUGAAAGACUUGCUGUGGGAGUGGUAGACUGUGGCACUCCUUACCCUUCUUACCUACUCAGCAAGCCCUUCCAUUGUACAGUGUCAUUCAUUAGAGGAGUGGAGGCUGUUACAUGAACAGGAAAUGCACAGAGAUGGCUUGUCUUUCCAUUAAUGCAAAGAAAAGGGCAUCUUCAUAUGGCAACAGGCCCUUUUCACAAAUCACCUGUUCACUAAGCGCACAACACUCCCUACUUCGUCUAUCUCUAUCUGGUGAUUGUGUUUGGCUACAUUCAUACAGUAUGUAUACUGAACAAAAAUAUAAAUGCAACAUGCAAUUUCAACGAUUUUAUUGAGUUACAGUUCAUAUAAGGAAAUCAAUCAAUUGAAAGAAAUUCAUUAGGCCCAAAUCUAUGGAUUUCACGUAACUGGGCAGGGGUGCAGCCAUUGGUGGGCCUGGGAGGGCAUAGGCCCACUCAUUGGGGAGCCAAUCAGAAUGAGUAUUUCCCAACAAAAGGGCUUUAUUACAGUCAGAAAUACCACUCAGUUUCAUCAGCUGUCCGGGUGGCUGGUCUCAGACGAUGCUGCAGGUGAAGAAGCCAGAUGUGGAGGUCCUGGGCUGGUGUGGUUACACGUGGUCUUCGGUUGUGAGUCUGGUUGGACGUACUGCCAAAUUCUCUAAAACGACGUUGGAGGCGGCUUAUGUUAGAGACUUUAACAUGCAAAUCUAUGGCAACAGCCCUGGUGGACAUUUCUUCAUUCAGCAUGCCAAUUGUACGCUCCCUCAAAACUUGAGACAUCUGUGGCAUUGUGUUGUGUGAUAAAACUGCACAUUUUUGUGUCCCUUUAUUGUCCCCAGCACAAGGUGCACCUGUUUUAAUGAUCAUGCCGUUUAAUCAGCUUCUUGAUAUGCCACACCUGUCAGGUGGAUGGAGAAAUGUUCACUACAUUUACAUUUAAGUCAUUUAGCAGACGCUCUUAUCCAGAGCGACUUACAAAUUGGUGCAUUCACCUUAUGAUAUCCAGUGGAACAACCACUUUACAAUAGUGCAUCUAACUCGUUUAAGGGGGGGGGGGGGUUAGAAGGAUUACUUUAUCCUAUCCUAGGUAUUCCUUAAAGAGGUGGGGUUUCAGGUGUCUCCGGAAGGUGGUGAUUGACUCCGCUGACCUGGCGUCGUGAGGGAGUUUGUUCCACCAUUGGGGUGCCAGAGCAGCGAACAGUUUUGACUGGGCUGAGCGGGAACUGUACUUCCUCAGAGGUAGGGAGGCGAGCAGGCCAGAGGUGGAUGAACGCAGUGCCCUUGUUUGGGUGUAGGGCCUGAUCAGAGCCUGAAGGUACGGAGGUGCCGUUCCCCUCACAGCUCCGUAGGCAAGCACCAUGGUCUUGUAGCGGAUGCGAGCUUCAACUGGAAGCCAGUGGAGAGAGCGGAGGAGCGGGGUGACGUGAGAGAACUUGGGAAAGUUGAACACCAGACGGGCUGCGGCGUUCUGGAUGAGUUGUAGGGGUUUAAUGGCACAGGCAGGGAGCCCAGCCAACAGCGAGUUGCAGUAAUCCAGACGGGAGAUGACAAGUGCCUGGAUUAGGACCUGCGCCGCUUCCUGCGUGAGGCAGGGUCGUACUCUGCGAAUGUUGUAGAGCAUGAACCUACAGGAACGGGUCACCGCCUUGAUGUUAGUUGAGAACGACAGGGUGUUGUCCAGGAUCACGCCAAGGUUCUUAGCACUCUGGGAGGAGGACACAAUGGAGUUAACAGGGAUGUAAAGGAAUUUGUGCACAUUUGUGCUUUUUCAUACAUAUGGUGGAAAAAAUUGAUGUCUUAUUUCAGCUCAUGAAACAGAGGACCAGCACUUUACAUGUUGCGUUUAUAUUUUUGUUCAGUAUAGAUCUGAUAUGGGAACACUUUUUUUAAAUGUACUUUUCAGUGCUUGUAUUUUAUGGAUUAGGAAGAGACAUGUGGCUGUUUGCUUGAUUUUCUUUUCUUGUGUAUUUAUAAAGGACUGUUUGAUCACAUUCCUGAGUCUCGCUGCACAGUAAACACAGAACAAUUGCGCUUUCAAAGUGCCUCUUUAGUAAUGAAGUCCGCUACAAGCUAAGCUUUGUGUGUUGUUCAGGUCCUAAAUAGAUUGGACUGAUCAUUAUUUCCAUGACCAUAAUCAUUGUUUGCUAUUAAAAGGGCUUAUCAUUCUGUGGAUUGAAUCUCAAAUGGUCUUUUAAAUGUUAACUCUGGAAGCCAGAUUUGAUCAAUCAUAGCAAGAAACCACUCAUGUUAAAACCAAAUGUACUGAAAUAGUACCAUAUUGUUAUUUUUACUUGGUCAGAAGGUUGGCAUCAUGUAAUGUGGCUGUAGUCUGAGCUGAACCUUUCAAGAUUAGGGAUAUUUUCUAUUCUGUGUUAGAAAUGCAGUUCUGAGAGUUACAUACAGUAGUGCAUUGGCUCAACCCCCAAAUGUUGGUUUAUUUUCAUGUUGGGUGUUUUCACUUUAGAUUGGUCUUCAUUCAAACCUCUGCACCACCCAUACUCAAGACUGCAGUAGUUUAGUUUCAGUAAUUAAUUUUAACCACACAGUGAAGUGAGUCGGCCUCCUUUUCCUGCGGUUACUGGAAUCCCUCGAAUUAAGCCGUAAUGGCCCAAAUAUUAGCCUUGUUUGAGCACGGUAGUAGGCCUAUGCACUGGAAUCACACACAAUGAUCAAGAGUGUUAGUGUAAAUUGUAUAACGAUCUUCUAUGUUGCAGAGAAUAAGCUUUUAAAAAAAUAUUUUUAGGCAAGCCCUUUAAGCAUUGGAUUCUGUCUGUGACCGUGAGACCAGUACUAAUGGUUGACCAGAUGAGCUGUUUGUUCUGUGGCAUGUUUUAGCCACUUACUGUGCUCUCCCUCUUACCAGCAUCUUGGCUCAGUGUUUUCUGCUCCGAAGACAAGACAUUUCUCCACAUAUUGCUGUAACCACAAAGCUGCGAGAUUUGUUUGUUUUUAAAUAAAUGCUUCUGUUUUAUUGUCA
This is a messenger RNA of Salvelinus fontinalis (brook trout), 4591 nucleotides long. Its product is annotated as mitoferrin-1-like. Gene Ontology annotation, molecular function: ferrous iron transmembrane transporter activity. The coding region runs from base 461 to 1435 and encodes 324 amino acids. The transcript is spliced from 4 exons. Gene Ontology annotation, biological process: iron import into the mitochondrion. Lineage: Eukaryota; Metazoa; Chordata; Actinopteri; Salmoniformes; Salmonidae. The record is from RefSeq and is a predicted model, not a curated record. Gene Ontology annotation, cellular component: mitochondrial membrane.